GUACAGUCUCCAGGCGGCUGGGGCAUCCUGUUUUUCUCUAGCGCGGCUAUGAGCAAGCGGAACCAGGUGUCGUACGUGCGGCCAGCCGAGCCGGCGUUCCUGGCCCGCUUCAAGGAACGGAUCGGCUACGAGGAAGGGCCCACGGUAGAAACCAAGAGAAUCCAGCUUCAGCUCCCAGGUGAAGAUGAUGAUCACAGUGACAAAGAAGAUGAACAGCCCCAAGUGGUGGUUUUAAAAAAGGGAGACCUAUCAGUUGAAGAAGUCAUGAAAAUUAAAACAGAAAUAAAGGCUGCCAGAGCAGAUGAAGAACCAGCUUCAGCUGAUGGAAGAAUUAUGUAUCGAAAACCAGUCAAGCGUUCCUCAGAUGAAAAAUAUUCCGGUUUAAGAGCAAGCUCAAAAAAGAAGAAGACAAAUGAAGAAGAUGAAAUAAAUAAGCAGGAUUCAGUUAAAAACAACUCACGAAAGCAAAUCAAAAAUAGUAGCCUCCUUUCUUUUGACAAUGAAGAUGAAAAUGAAUAAGUGUAAAUAAAUAUUUUGGACUUAGUCUUCUUUAAGAACAUACGGAGUAUUUUUUUAAAUAACAUCUUUUUUUCCUAUUAUAAUACAACUUCAGGGACUUCCCUGGUUGUCCAGUGGUUAAGACCUCAUGCUUCCACUGCAGGGGGCACAGGUUCGAUCCCUGGUUGGGGAACUAAGAUUCCAUAGGCUGCACGGUGUGGCCAAAAAAUAAAAAUAAAACAUUAAAAGAAAAAAAAAAGAUAAGACACGUUCACUGGAGAAAAUUUAGAAAAUACAGAAAACAUUCAGUAAGAUAAAACAUACCUAUCCAUCAAUACCCUUUUGACCUGAACUGCUAACUCUAUAGACAUUAACUGCCACUAACAUUUUGUUAUUUCCUGUGUGUGGGAUGUGUGUGUAUGUAAAUAACAGUACCUAACAUAUUAAGAGCAGAAUAAAUAUAGUUAGAAUAAA
Messenger RNA from Mesoplodon densirostris (Blainville's beaked whale), 972 nucleotides. RefSeq names its product KIAA1143 ortholog. Bases 49 to 519 code for a protein of 156 amino acids. The record is from RefSeq and is a predicted model, not a curated record. The transcript is spliced from 3 exons. NCBI's taxonomy places the organism in Eukaryota, Metazoa, Chordata, Mammalia, Artiodactyla, Ziphiidae.